AUGACGGAGUCUUUGCUGAAGUUGCAGCCGCAAGUCGUCGUUGGCACCACCAGUGGUAAUGGUGUUGAGUCGCCCAGGCGCGCCUUGUCCAUUCCCGCCUCGAGGCUUGCAGAUGCCCGGAAAAAUGCCGCAAGUGACGUGCUGCGUGCGGGUGGGAGCAACGGGGUUUUAACAACAAACACGGCAGUUUCUGCUUCUGUGGUGCGAGAGUGCACCGCCACAAAGACUUCAUAUCAUUCGGUGCAACCCUUCGCUGCUGCCACACCGUUUUUGAAUGAGACAGAGUCCACAUGGCGGACGCUUGCAGUUCCAUCCGGUAGCAUCUCGCCUGCUGCGGAGAAAGCUGUUCUCGUGGAGGAGUUUAAUAAGAAAGGCACUGUUGCGUACCCAGGAGGUGCUGUUCUUCCAGCUCUCAUGAAGAACUUGUCUGAUGUGGAGCGAGUCCUUUAUACAUUGCUUCCCCCGAAGCGUACCGUGUGUAAGGAGACUGGAAAUACAAUCCUACAGUGUGUCUCUACCGAACCGUCAUCUCGUGUGGAAGUGGCGGACCUGCAUGAACGGCUAACUGAACGACUACGGCAGCGGCGUGCUCGGGAGAGUGGCAUAUGCCCAAUUAGACGUGAAGUGUAUGCAGAAGUUUUUGAUGAACUUAUUAGACAGAUAACGCUGGAGGAACCGACACGAGGCAUCCUGCUCCUGCGUAUUCGGGACGAGUUGUACCAGACAUUAGCAGCCCAUAGCUCUCUUGCAGAGCGAGCCAUGUAUUUUGCCUCAAAGCAGCGAGAAGAAGCCGGUGAAGGCAUGGAUGAACUGAAGCGGCGCAUCCAUGAAUUGGAAGAGAAGCGAUUGGAAUUAAUUGUGAGGAAAAAGGCAGUGCAGGUGCGGGAAGAGCAGAUUUUACGUGCCAUUGAACAGGAGAAUAAUACCCGCAGCAAGCUGCGACAGGAUGAAUUAGGUUACUACCGUCGAGCAAACCGCCAACUGACGCAACGCAUUAAAUCGGAGACCGAGCGUACAAAUGCACAAGGUGUGGUCAUCCCCACCAUUCUGACUGGAAAGGAAAGCAACGAAAAUGGUGACUCCCAAGCAGCCACAUAA
Trypanosoma cruzi is the source of this 1098-nucleotide messenger RNA. Its product is annotated as 33 kDa inner dynein arm light chain, axonemal, putative. Gene Ontology annotation, molecular function: dynein heavy chain binding. The record is from RefSeq and is a predicted model, not a curated record. Gene Ontology annotation, cellular component: axoneme. The transcript has a single exon. NCBI's taxonomy places the organism in Eukaryota, Euglenozoa, Kinetoplastea, Trypanosomatida, Trypanosomatidae. The coding region runs from base 1 to 1098 and encodes 365 amino acids.